AUGUCAUACUACUUUACAAUCCUCUCCCCUACCGACGUCCCCCUCUUCAGCCUUGCCUUUGGCACCUCCAAGGCGGGCGGAGAUGGCGUUGCCCGAUUCCGAUUCCCGGAUAAUGCCCCGUACAUGAACCAAUUCAUAGUCCACGCCAGUCUAGACAUUGUCGAGGAGCUCCAAUGGUCCAAUGGGGCGAUGUACCUGAAACACAUCGACACAUACCCUCCAACCUCCGCCUACGUCUCCGCCUUCCUGACCGGCUCAGGCACCCGCUUCCUCCUCCUCCACCAGCCGCCGCAACCCCCCUCAUCCUCCUCAGCAGGGGUAUCGCCCAUAUCGACCGCACUCUCAGCCUCCGCAGCCUCUACAACGACGUCACGCGCCUCCUCCUCGUCCAUAGCCAAUAAUCCCACGUCGCCGCAGACGGAGGAGGCCAUCCGGCAGUUUAUGAAUGAGGUGUAUGAGAACUGGGUAAAGACAGUGAUGAGCCCGUUCUAUCGGCAGGGGAUGGAGAUUACGAGUCCAGUGUUUAGGGGGAGGGUGGUGGCGGCGGGGAGGAAGUGGUUGUGA
Molecule: messenger RNA, 564 nt
Organism: Histoplasma capsulatum G186AR
Lineage: Eukaryota; Fungi; Ascomycota; Eurotiomycetes; Onygenales; Ajellomycetaceae
Product: MIP-2A
Exons: 2
Coding region: 1-564 (187 amino acids)
Biological process (GO): endoplasmic reticulum to Golgi vesicle-mediated transport
Cellular component (GO): nucleus; cytoplasm; TRAPP complex
Source: RefSeq, a predicted model, not a curated record